Uncinocarpus reesii 1704 is the source of this 1248-nucleotide messenger RNA. RefSeq lists its product as uncharacterized. NCBI's taxonomy places the organism in Eukaryota, Fungi, Ascomycota, Eurotiomycetes, Onygenales, Onygenaceae. Bases 1 to 1248 code for a protein of 415 amino acids. The record is from RefSeq and is a predicted model, not a curated record. The transcript is spliced from 2 exons.
AUGGCGGGUUUUCGUCGCCGUCACAGUCUCCCGCGCGGAUGGUCGCGGCUCCUGUCCCUCGCCGUCCUCGUCUUCUUCCUGGUCGAUCUCGCCCGCAUCUCGCGUUCCGGAAGCCCUUCGAUCCUCGAUCCGCGCCCGCCGUCGCGCACCGUGCAGUCCGGACGGCGGGUGUUUAUCGCAAGCAUCCAUUGGAAUAACGAAGCCAUUCUGCGCUCGCACUGGAACGAUGCACUGCUGGAUCUGGCCAGGACGCUGGGCCCGGAAAACGUGUUUGUGUCCAUUCUAGAGAGCGGCAGCUGGGACGGAAGCAAAGAUGCCUUGAGGAUCCUGGACGACGAGCUGGAGAAGCUGGGAGUCGAGAGAAAAGUCGUGCUGGAGGAGACAACGCACCAGGACGAGAUUGACCGCGUGCCGUCGCCAGACGAACCGGGCUGGAUCCGCACCGCAAGGGGAGCGAAGGAAUUAAGACGCAUCCCGUAUCUCUCGCGGCUGAGGAAUCGGGCCAUGGAGCCGCUGUCUGUCCUCGCGUCGCGAUCAGAGCAUCAAAGGACCUUUGACAAGGUCCUCUGGCUCAACGAUGUUGUGUUUACGACUACGGAUGUGUUGAAUCUCCUCGAUACGCGAGGCGGCGAUUACGCUGCCGCAUGCUCCCUCGACUUCUCCAAGCCUCCAUCCUACUAUGACACCUUUGCCCUGCGAGAUUCUUCCGGCGCCAAAGCCGUCACUCCCGCAUGGCCCUAUUUCCUUUCCUCGAAAUCUCGCCAUGCCCUGAUGACCAGCUCUCCGGUCCCGGUCAAGUCAUGCUGGAACGGAAUUGUCGCUUUCGAGGCUGCCCCGUUCUAUCAUCCGUCCGGCCCUGAGUUUCGUGGCAUCUCGGAUAGCCUGGCCAAGCAUCACUUGGAAGGGUCAGAGUGCUGCUUGAUCCAUGUCGAUAAUCCUCUUACGCCAGUCAAGGGCGUAUGGUUGAACCCGAAUGUCAGAGUCGGUUAUAAUGAACAGGCCUAUCUCGAAACCCAUCCGCGCUCCUCCGCUACCUGGCCGAGCUCGAGAGAAAGAAUCAAGGGAGUAUGGCAAAACAGAGCGGCCCGUUGGGUGAAUUUACCAUAUAGGAAUCUCGAGAAUCUAGUCGUUCGAUGGAGAGUCCGCCGUUGGAAAGCCGAAAACGGGUUGGAACGCGAGGAGCGCGGUCUGUACUGUCUGAUUAACGAGAUGCAGGUGCUAGUCAGGAACGGAUGGGCGCACGUUUGA